AUGAACAAUCGAUUUCGUGUAGUUGAAACUACCCGAUCCUUUGCAGCCAAGAUUAGUCGCAGAAAUCAGAAGUCAGGAGAGAAUGUCGAAGAUUAUGCAGCUGACCUGAAAAUCAUUUACGAUAAAGCUCAUGGGUAUCGCGAUAGGCGAACCAGGGAAGAAGACCUAGUCAGGAGGUUUCUUGAUGGACUUCGCGAUGAAGAGGUACGGUUCGAAAUUGAAUUCCAUAAGGAGCCCGAAACAAUUGACGAAGCGGUAUACAAUGUUGUCAAUUUUGUGCAGACACAAAACAGUGUAGGCUCUGACAGGAGAUAUAGGGCUGCGAGGCGUGCAAUACAGAAAAGCGAGGACUCAGAUAUCGACUUUGGAAGUCCGAGCGAGAAGUUUUGUAGGGUUCCGGAGAAAGUACUGCCAUGGUCUAGACCUCCGACUGAAAGCGAUAGAAGUCAAUCAACCAGUAGCAGUAGUCGGCAAGUCCAAAAUAAGCAGGAGGAGAUUUUGACUAGCAUUUUGGAAAGACUUGAUAGGUCGGAAGGGACAGGUAGAUCUGCAGCUCAGCAGCCUAAAAGAGACCAGUUACCCCAAAGCAGUAACUCAGUGGAGUGUUAUUUCUGUCAUGCCAUGGGGCACAACGCGAGGAAAUGCCCUCAAAAGAGACAAAGGCUCGGCAGUUACGAGCUUACUCAUGAGGUUGUCGUGGCUGACAUCGAGGAUGAUGUACUUCUUGGGUUUGACAUUCUCAUAGGUGGAGAGAAGGGACCGGCUGACCUUCUCUUGAGUAAAGGUUUGAUAAUAAUUCAAGGGGUAGAAAUACCAUGCCAAAAGAUUGGUGGGAUGAAAGGGCCUAGGCGAGUGACUGUGGCCGAUGAUAUAAGCCUUCCGGGUAGAGCUGAGACAAAAGCUGAGCAAAUUGAGAGGAUAGUGAGCGUGCUAGCGGAGAGAAAGCUUGAUGAUGAGGAGGAAAACCUGAAUAGAGUUCGAAGAGUGGGUCCGAAGGAGAACAGUGAUCCGGGUGUAAGGGCCAAUGCCGAGGAGAUGAAAAUAGGUGAUGUACCAGUCCACCUAUUGGGCCUUUAUGAGAAAGCGACAAAAGGCAAAAGCACCCAUGAGAAGGUUCGGGUUAAGAACCUCCUGUGCAAGCAUAACGAUACAUUUCCUAAGGAUGACUGGGACUUGGGAGUUACUUCAUUGGUCGAACAUUCCAUUGAAACGGGUGACGCAGCGCCAGUUAAGCAGAGACCAAGACGUGUGCCCUUGGCAUUUGCUGCAGAAGAAAAGGCCGCGGUUGAGGACUUGCUAAAGAAAGGCGUCAUCCGGAAAAGCACUUCGCCUUGGGCGAGCCCAAUUGUAUUUGUGCGUAAGAAGUCUGGUGCUGUUCGUCCGUGCGUGGAUUAUAGAAAGGUUAACGCACUUGUCAAGCAAGAUGCCUUUCCACUGCCUAGAGUCCAGGACUGCCUGGAUGCAGUGGCAGGUAUGAGCCUCUUUAGUUCUUUUGACUUGACCUCGGGUUACUUUCAGAUCCCCCUCAAGAAGGAAGAUAUUCCCAAGACCGCCUUUACAUGCAAGUAUGGACUGUUUGAAAUGACCAGGAUGCCGUUUGGCCUAAGCAACAGCAGCAGUACUUUCCAAAGGACGAUGGAAUUGGUACUGAAAGAUCUUCAAUGGCAAACUUGUCUUGUGUAUGUCGAUGACAUUAUUGUCUACAGUGCCAGCUUUGAUGAACAUAUGUGUCGUGUUGAUACGGUUCUUUCAAGAAUAAAUAGUGCGGGAUUGAAGCUUCGUCCGGAGAAAUGCCAUCUGCUUCAGACCGAAGUAACCUUCCUUGGUCAUAUAGUAUCUAAGGAUGGCGUGAGACCUGACCGGACAAACGUCGCAAAGUGGCGGACUGGCCUAGGCCAUCAACUGCUAAACAAGCAAUAUUUGCUAGGUAGGAAAUUUAUCGUGAGAAGUGAUCGCCAAGCCCUAGUAUGGUUAUUUAGCCUGAAGAACCAAGUAGGAAAUCGCAAGGUGGAUAGAGAUACUCGCCGCGUACCAGUUUUCGAUCCAGUACAGACCUGGUCGACUUCAAUCACAUUGCGAUGCACUAUCCAGAUGCGAAGAUCCAAGGGCAUGCACUUGCAGCGAAAUUGA
Messenger RNA from Ruditapes philippinarum (Manila clam), 2130 nucleotides. RefSeq lists its product as uncharacterized. The record is from RefSeq and is a predicted model, not a curated record. NCBI's taxonomy places the organism in Eukaryota, Metazoa, Mollusca, Bivalvia, Venerida, Veneridae. Bases 1 to 2130 code for a protein of 709 amino acids. Gene Ontology annotation, molecular function: zinc ion binding; nucleic acid binding. The transcript is spliced from 4 exons.